Molecule: messenger RNA, 2435 nt
Organism: Molossus molossus (Pallas's mastiff bat)
Lineage: Eukaryota; Metazoa; Chordata; Mammalia; Chiroptera; Molossidae
Gene: DPH5
Product: diphthamide biosynthesis 5
Exons: 7
Coding region: 346-1209 (287 amino acids)
Biological process (GO): protein histidyl modification to diphthamide
Molecular function (GO): diphthine synthase activity
Source: RefSeq, a predicted model, not a curated record
CGCUCCCUCUCCCCUUCGCUGCUGCCCCUGCGGAAAGGCUGCGGGUGGAAAUUGGGAGAGAUCGGCAACCCGACGCCGGUUCUUUCCCCGGGGAUUGUCUGCUGCUAGGUUUGUGUAACAAUGGAAAAAGCGGGAUAGGGCUGCUUAAGAACAGUUAUUGGGAUCCUUGGUUUGGAGGCGGGAAGUCAGGUCCAACAACUCACUCCUUGUGACCUGCGGUUCCUCCUGGUGCUAUUUUGGUUUUCACCUUGGUGUUCAUCACUAGACUUCGGGUAUCCUCGGAGUAGCUGGCACCUGUCUUUCUUGUUAGUUUGCCCUGCAGCCUCCUUGCCCCUGGACUUUGAAAUGCUUUACCUUAUCGGCUUGGGCCUGGGAGAUGCCAAGGACAUCACAGUCAAGGGCCUGGAAGUCGUGAGACGCUGCAGCCGGGUGUACCUGGAAGCCUAUACCUCGGUCCUGACUGUAGGGAAGGAAGCCCUGGAAGAGUUCUAUGGAAGGAACUUGAUUCUUGCUGAUAGAGAGGAAGUGGAACAAAAAGCAGAUCAUAUUUUAAAGGACGCUGAUGUCAGUGAUGUUGCUUUCCUUGUGGUCGGUGAUCCAUUUGGGGCUACGACACACAGUGAUCUGAUACUGAGAGCCACAAAGCUGGGGAUCCCUUACCACGUCAUCCACAAUGCCUCCAUAAUGAGUGCCGUGGGCUGCUGCGGUUUACAGCUGUAUAAGUUUGGAGAGACGGUGUCUAUUGUGUUUUGGACAGACACUUGGAGACCAGAGAGCUUCUUUGACAGAGUGAAGAAGAACCGACAGAAUGGCAUGCACACGCUGUGCUUACUAGACAUCAAAGUAAAGGAGCAGUCGCUGGAAAAUCUAAUCAAGGGACGGAAGAUCUACGAACCUCCUCGCUAUAUGACUGUAAACCAGGCGGCCCAGCAACUUCUGGAGGUUGUUCAGAACCAGCGAGCACGAGGAGAAGAGCCAGCAGUCAGCGAGGACACGUUGUGCGUGGGACUGGCCAGGGUUGGAGCUGAGGACCAGAAGGUCGCCGCCGGCACCUUGCAGCAGAUGUGCUCCGUGGACCUGGGAGGACCUCUGCACUCCCUGAUCAUCACAGGAGGCAGCCUGCACCCGCUGGAGACCGAGAUGCUGAGUCUGUUUCCUGUGCCAGAGCGGCAGUCGGGGUCCCAGAGCGCCGAGAGGCUCUGCACAUAGGUGUCAUCUGGCACGGAGCUAAGCUCGGCCCUAGUGCGUGUGCCGUGUCUGUGGGACAAAGGGAACAGGUCUUCUGUUACCUCGUAAGUACAGCCAAGUGACCAAGAAGAAAGACGAUUCCACAGCGCUCUGCUUCCCGGGCUGGGUUUGCCUCUGACACCGUCAGCUGGUGCUGCUGGUUCCACAGAUGUUCAGGAUAGAAACACAUGGAGCAGACCAAGCUGGAAAGCUUGUAGUGGACACCCAUCAACAGAGCUGUUGAAAAACAGCUUUUCUUUAUGAAACCUACGCAAGGUGGUAAUCCUCCUUUCUUAAGAAUCAGCUGCCCUGACUGCAGGGUUGUGCUGGUGGCGGUGGGUACGGGCGACUGAGCAGAGGUGGGGGCACACAUCCCACGUCCUCAGAGCUCAUUUGAGCACCUGCCACAGGAGGACUCCAUCCUGAAUUGCCUUGUCUUAUUUAGCUGACAUCCUAAUUAUGGAGCUCAUAUUUGGCUGUAUUUUGGAGAUUAUAUAAUUGUUCAUUAUAAAUGUUCAGCCAGCUAAGUACAGUUAGUUGCUCUUUGGUUUUAAAUAGCAACUCUCACAGCCAAGUUGACAAAUGGAAAACUUGCUGACUACAGAAUAAAGUUUUUAAAAUUUUAAGUUUGAAGACAACAGUCAAGACUCUUCAUAUCACUUAGCUCAGUGUGCCACUCUAUAGAUGCGACUGGUCACCUUCUUACUCAUUGUGAACAACACCCCUUGAUUAUAUCAUGACCAUAGAGUUUUAUACUUUUUGUUCAUUCAUAACAGACAUCUUUGUUAGUUACUGGUGGGGCUAUUCUAGUUCUGAGGAUUUCCGUGGCCUAAUCCACUUGUCUGACCAUACUGAAAGCCACAGACAGGAUGUCAAAGCCAGUCCUGGACCUGUGUGUAGGGAUAAAAAGGAAAGGUGUUUGGAAUGAAUGCAGAUAGGAGCUCUCAGCAGAGAAAUGGAAACCAACCAACAACCGAAAACCCAAACGGCUGGACCUCACAGCAGAGGGCAGAGAGCAGGUGAGUAGAAAGCACCUGAGGAAUAAAGAACAGAUUGGAGGGGCGAGAAAACAGCUUCAGUGCCGCUGAUAUCAAGCAAUGUAACUCACUGUAGAGCGGGUCCUCUGGUAAUGUUAUAACAUGCGUAAGAAAGGCAGAUUCCUGACCAGGGCCCGACUGCCCGGCUCUUCCCCAGUUCCCAGAGAUGCA